Glycine soja is the source of this 759-nucleotide messenger RNA. RefSeq lists its product as uncharacterized. Bases 1 to 759 code for a protein of 252 amino acids. Lineage: Eukaryota; Viridiplantae; Streptophyta; Magnoliopsida; Fabales; Fabaceae. The transcript has 3 exons. The record is from RefSeq and is a predicted model, not a curated record.
AUGGCUGCUACAAUAUUAAGUCCUUUGAUUACAUAUUCAUUGGAGACAGGUGACAAGGGAAUUUUAUUUGCUUUUGCGGAGAGGUGGCACAAGGAAACUAGUAGUUUCCAUCUACUGAUAGGAGAACUGACUGUAACCUUCGAUGAUGUGGCAUCCUUAUUACAUUUUCCCAUUACAGGUAUCUUUCAUACCUUCGUUUCUAUUGAUGUAGACGAAGCCGUGGACUUGUUAGUUGAGUUUCUUGAAGUUAGGACACAAGAAGAAAAAUAUGAGACUAAGCAAUGCAGAUGGGCACAUUCUUGGAUCUACAAGCAUUUCCCUGCAAUUGCGUCCAUUAUUUCUGAUGAUGAUUACCAUGAGAGGAAACCACAUGCUUGUCGUUGGAAGUCUGGAAAGGCAUUAUCAGUGACGAUGUAUCGUAAGUGCUUGGAUAGAUUGAUGUCAGAUGCUAUGUGCUGGAUACCUUAUGGUGACCAUCAUGCAUUAAGAGAAUUUGAGCUUAUUUCAUUAUUUUCUGGACAUAUCAAAUGUGGUUCAUCUAUUUUCAAACACCAACCAGAGAGGUGGUUCUAUAGGAUAUCUCACCUCUUCAUGAGUCCGACACAGUUUGGGGAGCUUCUUAGACAUCUACCCGUGGUGCAUGAUGAUGCCUUUAUUGUAUCAGAUCCACCUGUGUUGUCCGUCCACGCAGCAACUAUGCCACAACCACUUGCACCUACAACUACUGAUGUAGACAUGCCUUCACAUGUAGUGGUAUAA